AUGGUGGCCGACUCUUUGACUCAGUUUCCUCACGACCUCAAGGAGGGCAUUGACUGGCUGAUAGCCUUGAAGGGAACCGAUCCUGAAAACAACUUGAAGGCUAUGGGUGCCGCACUUUACGACUUUCUCGCGGACAAGCCUGAUGGCACGAUGAGGAUGCCAGCUCUCGAAGAAGUUAAGCAUAUUACUAGGGAGUUCUUGGAGAAACCGGAGAUUAAGUACCAGCCAUUUGUCAGGGGUCUGAUCUCGAGACUCAAUGAGCCCGUGGAUCAGUCCACCAAGAAGUCCUUCAAGGGUCUUUCAAUGGUCCCCAAAAGCGCUUAUGAAACCAUUAUUAAGUCAAGGGGUGCCAAUCCUAAAGCCAUCGCAGAGAAACUCGGAAAAGUUGUGGACGGUUGUGAGAAUUUCUUGAAAAGGAUCGCGGUCCCUGACCAGUACAAGUGUGCUUACAGUUCUAAGGCCACGUGGGCUGAGUCGUGCGCGAAGGACCCGGAGGCUUGCGCAGUUGUCCUAGUGGGAAUCGCACCGAUGUUGUACUCCGGCCUACGUUCUUUGCAGAUUGUGAGCCGUGAUGCGUUUAGGCAAGGACCGAAUUCCGAGGCGAGUGAGCGUAUGGAAGAGGUGUUGGAAGCCGUGGGUUACAAAGAGGCGGAAUACCAAAGUGAAAAGGGCAGGCCUAUAUACAAGGCAUUGAGUGGUGUGGAUCUGGGAAUAUUUACCGUACUCUACGAUGUCGCUCGUUAUUGGGCUUUGUAUUGA
Molecule: messenger RNA, 759 nt
Organism: Babesia bigemina
Lineage: Eukaryota; Apicomplexa; Aconoidasida; Piroplasmida; Babesiidae
Exons: 1
Coding region: 1-759 (252 amino acids)
Source: RefSeq, a predicted model, not a curated record